AUGCCUUUCUUCAUGAAUAUUCAGCAACCCUUCGCUCUGCGAGAGUCUGUGUCGUAUACUUGGCUUGACGAAGUUGCUGAUAACAAGGAAAAAGGUGGAGUUCGUUGGGGAUACGAGAAAUCCAUUCAGCGUCUACCCGAAACUAUAACUGGAAUCUGGUUGGACCUGAUUUGAGACUGAGAGCUAAGGGGGGAGGGAAAAACGUCGAUGGACAGGUUCUGGGAACGCCCUUCCUCAUUAAACCACCUGCUUUAUAAGGGAGGACGUGGGAACUUGAAGUCAUAGGUAGUUUGCUCUCUUACCUUUGCAACAUUAAGAAGAAACGUACGCUCAAGUGGUUGGCCCGUUGCAUGGACAUAACUUGAAAAGGAGAACUGAAUAGCCCAGUAACGAGUUCUGCACAGCGACAAGCUUCAUUACUUUGAAGUCAACUACAACGACUUUAGUAACUUUUUUCUUGGAACGCACAGAAAAAGGUUACUUGUUUUUUCUGCAAACUAUUGGACGUGACACUGCAGUUGAUUCGUUGUUUCCAGCACUUUUCAUUAAGUUUGAGAGCUGAACGUUUCGAUUGCAUUCGUCAAAAUGAUGCAGAGUUGUGAUUCCUACCGUCAGAAGAAUUCCCUCUUCAAUGCCAUGAACCGCUUCAUCGGCGCGGUUAAUAAUAUGGACCAGACUGUAAUGGUUCCCAGCCUUAUAAGAGAUGUGCCUCUGGACGAGGAAAAGGCGGUUAACGACAUCCGGGCAACCAGCAACGGGCCAACCACCUACUUCUCCGAUGGGGAUAUGUACAGCUACUACGUCCUGUUAAAGUCCAUAAGGACCGACAUCGAAUGGGGGGUCCGGCAGGCCGAAGAAAGGAGGAAGGACAAACAUGGCGUCGGCGCCCUGGAGAGUUCCAGAAUCGACUCCGAAGAGAAAGAGGAAGACCUGGAGAAACUCUUUCGCUUCCACCUUAGCGGACUGCACACGGUUCUGUCCAAGCUGACAGGAAAGGCGAACACCCUCACCAACAGAUACAAGCAAGAAAUCGGUAUCGGAGGAUGGGGGUAUUAAGGCUUUCCCUCUAUUCACCAGCUAAGAAAAUUUCCCUGAUGGGAGUCGAACUUUACGCACCUAAGGAAGUUCGAGUUGAACGGAAGUGGUGUAUAUCUAUUGGGGAUUACAGAUUGAGCUGUAUUAAUCUAAAAAAGAAAUGUAGCCUGUUCAAUUUUGCUUUAUGCAUUGUUGUCACCUUAAAGUUAAGUAUCCCCAUUUGCACUAUUUUUUACUGGUUGUAUUAUGAUUGUUUUGCUGCCACAUUGUGUGUGUGUACCACAAGAAUUUAUUUAAACAAUUGUCUACCACUAUUGUGUUUUCAGAGUUGAACCUUUCCGGUUGAGUAAUAUUGCACAUAUGUAUGUAAUACACACAUACAUGCAUAUGCUUUUUUUAAUGAUGCUGGACUGGACUCAGCCUCUGUACAAGGGCUACCGCUGCAUACUGACUGAUGUACAUCAAAUGAGGUUACAGUGGUGUUAUUAUACCAAUGAUUUGAAUGUCCUGAAAAAAAUCUAUGAACUGGAAUCUUCUGAUAAUUCUGUCAUUUCAAUGUAUUGAGUAAUGAUGGGUUCCAUGAGAUUUUAUGGAUGUUAUUAAUAUGGUAUAAAUUACACAAGGGUUUACAUGGUUUCUAGUAUUAAACUAUUGUACAAAAAAUAAACUAUUUAUACAUUUUCAA
Molecule: messenger RNA, 1720 nt
Organism: Anguilla rostrata (American eel)
Lineage: Eukaryota; Metazoa; Chordata; Actinopteri; Anguilliformes; Anguillidae
Gene: mid1ip1b
Product: MID1 interacting protein 1b
Exons: 2
Coding region: 586-1056 (156 amino acids)
Biological process (GO): regulation of lipid biosynthetic process
Cellular component (GO): cytosol
Source: RefSeq, a predicted model, not a curated record